AUGUCCACUGUCUCGAAUACUUCCCAUUUCAAUGCUAUCCAACAAGAAGUCGCAGAGAUGUUAGGGUUUUCUCUUAAGGACCUAGAGAGCAAGACUUUAAGAGCAGAACGUUUACGAAAUGCAAUUAGUAACAAGAAAGUUAUUGUCUUGUUGGAUGAUGUUUGGGAUGAGUUUGAUUUAAAUGUUUUUGGUUUUCCAUUAACAAAAUCAGAUGUGGUUGAGUAUUGCUGUAAAAUUAUGUAUACAUCUAGAAACAAAGAUUUAUGGUUAGGUAAACGGACCAUUACCAAGAAGGAAAUCGGACUUGAUCUAUUGUCAUGUGAAGAAACUUUUAAUUUAUUUAAAAGAAAAGUUGAUCUGCAAUAUGAUGAUAUUGAUUUUCAUUGGAAGAAUGAAAAAGCUAGAAAAAUUGUUGAAGAAUGUGGACGAUUGCCCCUCGCGCUUGGGGUUGUAGGUGGCGCUCUCAUCGAAAAAGACAAACACGUGUGGGAGAAUAUGUUUUAUCAGUUGAGGAAUCAAGGUCGAGAUCAACAUAAAAAAAAAGAUAAACAAGGUCUUGGAAACAAGUUAUCACUUUUUAAAUGA
Molecule: messenger RNA, 585 nt
Organism: Impatiens glandulifera
Lineage: Eukaryota; Viridiplantae; Streptophyta; Magnoliopsida; Ericales; Balsaminaceae
Product: probable disease resistance protein At1g15890
Exons: 1
Coding region: 1-585 (194 amino acids)
Molecular function (GO): ADP binding
Source: RefSeq, a predicted model, not a curated record